CUUACCUAUAUUUCUCUCAAGUACUCUCUUUUUCUCCCCUUUAGUAACAUGGUUUCCCUAGAAGGUACUCUUAUAUCCGAAGAGCCAAUGUCUAGUCCCCGAAUUUCCUUCUCUUCAGAAUUUCUUGAUGAGAGAAACUUCAUAUCCAUUACACCAAAUGCACAAGCAGAGAAAGAGCGAAAAGAGCAACAAGACAGAUCAACGCGUAGUGCAGCUGAAUUCGAGUUCCUCUCGAGUAAGUUAACCAAUGAAAACAUGAUCACAGCAGAUGAACUGUUCUUCGAGGGUAAGUUACGUCCUUAUUGGCAAAUGCAUUAUGCUGAAAAGCUCAAUAAAAUUAGUUUAAAAGCUGACAAGGAAAUUUUGGACAAUGCCAUGGUCAUAAAGAGUAAGGAAGAAACUACUACUAGGCCAAUAAAUUGGUUUAUUGAUGAAGAUCCUUCUCCUAGACCACCAAAAUGUACUGUUUUAUGGAAAGAGUUGUUGAGAUUGAAGCACAAAAGAGCUUCUUCAUUAUCGCCUUCUUCUUCGACUUCUUCCUCUUCUUCUUCUUCAUCUUCAUCUUCAAGUUCACUUGCUGAUAAUGAAAAAAGUAAAGGGCAAUCAAUCAAAGAGAAACAUGUGAAAAGGAUUAAGAAAGGAGUAGAGAGGUGUAAAUCAGAAACUUUAAGAGUUAGACCUGUGAUUCAUGUGCCAAUUUGUUCACAGGGGAAAAACUCUGCUCUGCCACCUCUGUUUUCUCUUAAGAAAAAAGGAAGAGCAAUGGAGAGGUGAAAAAUGAACUUUGU
Solanum stenotomum is the source of this 788-nucleotide messenger RNA. RefSeq lists its product as uncharacterized. The record is from RefSeq and is a predicted model, not a curated record. Bases 49 to 774 code for a protein of 241 amino acids. The transcript has a single exon. NCBI's taxonomy places the organism in Eukaryota, Viridiplantae, Streptophyta, Magnoliopsida, Solanales, Solanaceae.